AUGGCGCCACCUGGCACGCUUGGGAUGGGCGGCAUGGCGGACGACCAUCUGGGCCCGCCUCCCCCCGGAUCGGGCAUGCGCAGCCUCGGCGGAAUGGACCUGGCGGGUCCGCCCAUGCCGCGCGGGCCGGGGGGUCCGCCGAUGCCCAUGCCUGGCGGGAUGGGCGCGCCGGGGGUGGGUCCGGGGGGGAUGCCGCCGAUCGACAUGCAUCCGGGGGACAUGCCGAUCCCGCACGACGCGUCCCCCACGCUCUACAUCGACAACCUGCCGCCCGACUGCUCGCGCCGCGAGGCCUGCCACAUAUUCCGGCCGUUCAUCGGGUUCAAGGAGGUGCGCCUCGUGCCCAAGGAAGUGCGCCGGGGCGGGGAGCCCGAGAAGCUCAUCCUCUGCUUCGUCGACUUCGCCGACGCGCGCUGCGCCGCCACGGCCCUUGAAGCCCUGCAAGGGUACCGUUUCGACGAGAACGAUUACACGUCGCCGAACCUGCGAAUCGAUUUCGCCCGCCAGGGCCCGCGCAGCCACCCGCGCGACGACUUCCGCCGCGACGACCGCGACUUUGGCCGCGGCGGCGGCGCUGGAGGGCCCCCCUUCCGCCCCCGCCGCUAA
Molecule: messenger RNA, 606 nt
Organism: Closterium sp. Naga37s-1
Lineage: Eukaryota; Viridiplantae; Streptophyta; Zygnematophyceae; Desmidiales; Closteriaceae
Source: the annotation of a GenBank genome assembly